Messenger RNA from Anopheles darlingi, 6870 nucleotides. It is a transcript of the gene DNApol-epsilon255, whose product is annotated as DNA polymerase epsilon catalytic subunit 1. Gene Ontology annotation, molecular function: nucleotide binding; zinc ion binding; single-stranded DNA 3'-5' DNA exonuclease activity. Bases 72 to 6776 code for a protein of 2234 amino acids. NCBI's taxonomy places the organism in Eukaryota, Metazoa, Arthropoda, Insecta, Diptera, Culicidae. The transcript has 3 exons. The record is from RefSeq and is a predicted model, not a curated record. Gene Ontology annotation, cellular component: nucleus; epsilon DNA polymerase complex. Gene Ontology annotation, biological process: DNA replication proofreading; mitotic cell cycle; base-excision repair, gap-filling.
UCGCGCGAAAAUUGUGACCGUGAAAUUUGUGAAUUUUUCAUCGUGAAUUCGUGCGUUUCCCCUUUUCCAGCAUGCAGUCUACAAAUACCGGAAAAUAUGUUUCGGAAAGGGCGGAAGGAGAUGAUACCAACGAGAUCGGCUAUCGGCAAUCGCGAGAAAAUGAUCAGAUCGAUCUCAAGUACGGCUUCGAGCGCGUUAAGGAUACACAGGAACGGACCGGCUACCUCAUCAACAUGCACUCGACGGAAAUCCUGAACGACGAUCGACGACUGGUGGCGGCACUGGACAUGUACUUUCUGCAAAUGGACGGAAGCCGGUACAAAACGACGGUGAUCUACGCACCGUACCUGCUGCUGAUAACACGCGAAGGUCAUGCGCUCGAGGUGGCCAAGUUUCUCGGGAAGAAGUACUCCGGCCAGCUGCUGAACGUGGAACACAUCCAGAGGGAAGAUCUCGAUCUGGCCAAUCAUCUGAGUGGUCUGAAGCAGAACCUUCUGAAGCUAACCUUCCCCAACACGACCCAGAUGAACAAAGUGAAACGCGAUCUGAACAUUGCGGUCAAGAAGAACCGGGAACGCGAAAAGGCUAACACGUACUACAUGCAAAUGCUCAGCAACUCCCUGUCGACGGCCAUCCGAUGGGAGGAAGAUGAAACGGGCCGUGAAGGAAGGGCACCGAACCAGAAUGUGGAUUUCUACGAUUACAUCGUCGAUAUGCGCGAGCACGAUGUACCGUACCAUGUGCGGGUAUCGAUCGAUCUGAACAUCUUCUGUGGUACCUGGUACACGGUCCGUUGCCGGGGUGGUGUGAGCAGUGAGGAACGACCGGUCAUCACACCACGUCCGGACAUCAUCGAUCGCCCAGAGCCGGUCGUGUUGGCGUUCGAUAUCGAGACGACGAAACUACCGCUCAAAUUUCCCGACGCCCAAACCGAUCAGAUUAUGAUGAUCUCCUACAUGAUCGAUGGCCAGGGCUACCUGAUAACGAAUCGCGAGAUUAUCAGCAACGAUGUGGAUGACUUCGAGUACACUCCGAAACCGGAGUUUGAGGGCAAUUUUAUCGUGUUCAACGAACCGAACGAACUGGGCCUUUUGCAGAAAUUUUUCGAUCAUAUUCUCGACGUAAAACCACACAUCUUCGUCACCUACAACGGAGAUUUCUUCGAUUGGCCUUUCGUCGAAGCACGGGCCGCCGUGUACGAGCUCGAUAUGCGCCGUGAAAUCGGCUUUUCGAAGGUGAACGCACGCGACGGUAACUAUCUGUGCCGACCGGCGAUGCAUCUCGAUUGUCUGUGCUGGGUGAAGCGCGAUUCGUAUCUACCGGUCGGUUCGCAUGGUUUGAAAGCCGUGGCCAAGAGCAAACUGCGGUACGAUCCGGUUGAGCUCGAUCCGGAAGAGAUGUGUAAGAUGGCCGUCGAGCAGCCGCAGGUGCUUGCCAACUACUCGGUAUCGGAUGCGGUCGCAACCUACUAUCUUUACAUGAAAUACGUACAUCCAUUCAUCUUCGCUCUGGCCACCAUUAUUCCCCUUGAACCGGAUGAAAUUCUGCGCAAGGGUUCGGGUACCCUGUGCGAGUCGCUGUUGAUGAAGGAAGCAUUCAACGUGAACAUCGUUUUUCCGAACAAACAGAUCGGUGAGCUGAACAAGCUCAGUACCGACGGGCACGUGCUUGACUCGGAAACCUAUGUCGGGGGUCACGUGGAGGCCCUAGAGUCGGGUGUGUUCCGGGCUGACAUUAGUACACGGUUUCGGCUCGACCCGGACAUGAUUCGUCAGCUGCAGCAGAACGUGGACAAGGUGCUAGAGCAUGCGAUCGUCACCGAGGAAGGCGUACCACUGGACGAUGUGCUGAAUCUCGAGGAGGUGAAGCAAACGAUUCAGGGCGCGUUGCAGCAACUGCACGACAUUCCGACACGUCUCGAGCAACCCGUCAUCUAUCAUCUGGACGUGGGGGCCAUGUAUCCGAACAUUAUCCUCACGAACCGAUUGCAACCCUCGUCAAUGGUAAGUGAUAGUGAUUGUGCCGCCUGCCAGUACAAUCGGCCGGAGGCACGCUGUAAACGUAACAUGGAGUGGUUGUGGCGUGGUGAAAUGCUACCGGCCAGCCGUAACGAGUUCCAGCGUAUCCAGCAGCAGCUGGAGACGGAGAAGUUUCCUCCGCUUUUCCCUGGAGGUGCACAGCGUGCCUUCCACGAGCUAUCGCGCGAAGAUCAGGCCGCGUACGAGAAGAAACGGUUGGCCGAUUACUGUCGGAAGGCGUACAAAAAGACAAAGGUGACUAGAUUGGAGACGCGCACUUCGACGAUCUGUCAGCGUGAGAACAGUUUCUACGUGGAUACGGUACGCGCCUUCCGCGAUCGACGUUAUGAGUACAAGGGCCUAACGAAGGUGGCCAAAGCGGCUGUAACGGCCGCGGUUAAAAGUGGCGACGCUGGUGAGAUAAAAGCGGCAAAGGGACGCGAGGUACUGUACGAUUCGCUGCAACUCGCUCACAAAUGCAUCCUCAACUCGUUCUAUGGCUACGUUAUGCGAAAGGGAGCCCGUUGGCACAGUAUGCCGAUGGCCGGUAUCGUUUGUUUGACCGGAUCAAACAUUAUUACGAAAGCACGCGAAAUCAUUGAACGGGUAGGCCGUCCGCUAGAGCUCGACACCGACGGUAUCUGGUGCAUUCUGCCGGCUUCCUUCCCACAAGAGGUCACCUUCCACACGAAGCACGCAAAGAAGAAAUCGAUCAAUGUAUCCUACCCGAAUGCCGUGCUCAACACGAUGGUCAAGGAUCAUUUCACAAACGAUCAGUACCACGUGCUGGAACGACCGGCCGCACCAAGCGAGGGCAGAGAGGAGGCCGAGUACUCGGUUCGCAAAGAGAAUUCCAUCUUUUUCGAAGUAGACGGACCAUACCUAGCGAUGGUGUUGCCAGCGGCCAAGGAGGAAGGCAAACGGUUGAAAAAGCGAUACGCCGUCUUUAACUUUGACGGUUCACUGGCCGAACUCAAGGGCUUCGAGGUGAAACGGCGCGGCGAGCUGCAGCUGAUUAAGAUCUUUCAAUCUUCCGUAUUCGAGGCGUUCCUGCAAGGGUCAACGUUGGAGCAGUGCUACGCCGCGGUCGCCAAAAUUGCCGACUACUGGCUCGAUGUCCUGUACAGCAAGGGCCACAACAUGCCGGAUAGCGAGCUGUUCGAGCUGAUCUCGGAGAACCGUUCGAUGUCACGCAAGCUCGAAGACUAUGGCCAGCAAAAGUCGACCUCGAUCUCGACCGCCAAACGGUUAGCCGAGUUCCUCGGAGAUCAGAUGGUAAAAGAUGCUGGGCUGGCCUGUAAAUUUGUGAUCUCACGUAAACCGGAAGGAGCUCCCGUGACCGAGCGUGCCAUUCCACUCGCAAUCUUCCAAUCGGAACCGAGCGUACGGCGUCACUAUUUGCGACGCUGGCUAAAGGACAGUACGAUGGGUGAUGCCGAUAUUCGUGACGUGCUGGAUUGGGGCUACUAUAUCGAACGGUUGGGUGGUACGAUUCAAAAGAUUAUCACCAUCCCGGCGGCCCUGCAAGGACUGAACAAUCCCGUACCUCGUGUACAGCAUCCGGACUGGUUACACCGGAAGAUGCUCGAGAAGAACGAUACACUGAAGCAACGGCGCAUUAGCGAGAUGUUUACGGCAAGGGUAGAAAAACCGGCUCCUCCAUCGCUAACGGAUGUCGAGGAUCUGGUGCAGAGUCAAUCGAAUGGUGGUACAGGAACUCCCGGCACUAGUAAGCGACAACGUGAACGUUCCGUUGAAGUGCCGGCCACCGCAGAGCCGGAACCGAAAACAUGGCGCGAAGCGUUAGGUGAUCCCCCAUCGCCGGGCAACACGCGCGAAGAACUGAUCGAGUGGAUACGCUUUCACAAACGGAAGUGGCGCUGGCAGCUAGAGUACCGUGAUCGUCAUUAUCGGGAGGGUCGGCGUGGAAGUAAGCGCAUGCGAAGGGAUGAUGGUGCCAGUACGUCGGCGACCAUGACGCUGGCCACCGCCAGAGCUACCACGCUCGGUGGUUUCCUACGCAAAACGCAACAAUCAUUGAUCCAGCAAACGUGGCAAAUCGUACAGGUGCUACCGGUGGACGAUCUGGGCCACUUUACCGUUUGGGCGGUAGUUGGCGAGGAACUGCACAAAGUGCGCCUUACAGUGCCUCGCAUUUUCUACGUUAACCAGCGUACACCGGUACCAUCAGAACCCACGGAAGAUGGUAGCAGUAGUGGCAACAAAUCGAUGUGGAAGAAAGUACACCGUGUACUGCCCCGUGCUCGACCCGUUCACCAUCUGUACCAGUACAUCGUACCCGAGCAGGUGUUUCGUGAUAAUCGGUUGGGACUUUUGGCGGAUCUAGCGACACCCGAUAUCGAGGGUAUCUACGAGACGCAGAUGACUCUCGAGUUUCGUGCGCUGCUCGAACUCGGCUGUCUCUGUGGGGUGCAACGAUCGGAAGCACGGGCACUGGCUGUACUUGCCACGAAAGAUCUCGAUACGUUCACCAUCCAGCAGCUUGAAAUGCGUCCGGCUGCAUCCGGUGUGACUUAUCUCAAGGGAGCAUUAUCAGCGACACCAACUUCCGGUAUAACUCUUCGAAAGGUUUUCCUCUACCAGCACGUUUCACCGACGGGUAAACGGGAAAUGUGGGGCCUCUUUACACCGGCCAACCGGAAAGCGCUCAUCAUUAUCCUAGACACGGUGCGCACGAAUCAGCUACCGACGGUACGGAACCUCUAUACUUCCGAACGGAUCGCGCUACUGACGGCGGGCACCAAUACCGAGGACACGCUACCACCGGUCGACAUGACGUUCGAUGUGUUCAUGGAGAUCAAUGCCAAGCAGGUGUACCAGCGCAUUACCCGCGCACUGACGGCGUAUCGGGAUGAAAAGCGUGGCCCUACCAUGUUGUGUCUACAGACAGCAAUCGGUGUGCAGAAGCUGAACCAACUGCUUCCCGUUUGCCUCGAAUUUCCCGAGAUCCCUAUACACAUCGCCGACGAUGCGGCCCUCCUGUCCGGACUCGACUGGCAGCGACAUGGUGCCCGUUCUAUGAUACGUCACUUUCUGAACCUCAACCGUGUGCUGGGUAUGAUGUUGGAACAGUGCCGUUACUUCCAGCUACCGCUCGGUAACAUGCCCUCCGAUACGGUCCUGUUCGGAGCGGAUCUAUUCUACGCACGGCUUCUGCUACGGAACAACUUUGUGCUCUGGUGUUCGUCCGGUGGCCGGCCCGAUUUGGGUGGCCGUGAGGCGGACGAUGGUCGGCUGUUGGCCGAGUUCGAGGAUAGCACCUCGAUCGUACAGAAUCGGGCGGGCCUUUACCGGACGGUUUGUGUCGAGCUGACGGUGGAAAGUCUGGCUGUAUCUGCAUUGCUACAAGCGAGCAAAGUGCAGGAACUCGAGGGUACUUCAUCGGCCAUUACCUUCGACACGGUACCGCAAGCCUCGCUGGAGGAACUGAUCACCGCCGUCGGUGGCCAACCGCUUUCGAGCUACGACGAAACGGCACUCUGCAGUCAAGCGUUCCGUGUAAUGCGCUCGCUGGUGAACGCGUGGCUACGCGAAGUGUCCAUCAAUCGCAACGUGUUCGCUGACUUCCAGAUCGUGCACUUCUAUCGCUGGGUACGAUCGAGUCGAGCCCUACUGUACGAUCCGGCACUUCGGCGUGCCCUUAACACGCUGAUGCGUAAACUGUUCCUUCAGAUAGUGGCCGAGUUUCAACGGAUGAAGGCGGACAUAAUCUAUGCGGACUUUAAUCGCAUCAUCAUUGACACCGGCAAACGGACGGUGGUCGAUGCGAUCGGAUAUACGGAUUACGUGGUGCAGAACAUACGCAGCCGUGAACUGUUCCACAGUGUUUCGCUCUCCUUCCAGCAGGCUUGGGAGUUUCUGCUGUGGAUCGAUCCCACGAACUAUGGUGGCGUAAGGGCUAAUCUGCCGAAGGAGGCUACCAGUGGGUCAGCGGAACAACCUGGCACGCAGGUAGAGGACGAACAAGAGGAAGAAGAGCUAGCACUCGAAAUGAACUGGAGCCUAUCCGAGCAGCUGCCUGAGGCGCGCCGAUGUCGGGAGAACUUUGAAAACUUUCUCGUCUCCUUCCUACAGGCCAUGGCCGAAGGCGUCACACCGGCUAGCGGAUUGAAACGGUUAGCGUGUGCCGCGUACGCUAUGGUACAGAAAAUGCACGAAGGGUACGCGCGUGGGGCCGAUGGGCCAGCGCUUGAGUUCGUGAAAGCGAUCACGCGUGCCCUGCAGGUCACCAAGGAUACCGAUGAGGAGCUGACGGGCAUGAGGCGUAACAUGCUGCGGCUGAUCGGAGUAGGCGAAUUUAGUGAGAAAGCACACUGGAGGGAGGCCGUCAAGUCGUACGUUUUACCGGAGGUCAUCUGCCAGGCGUGUAAUCAUUGCCGCGAUCUGGACCUCUGCAAGGACACGCACCGUGCGCUAAAGGAUGGCCAGCAACCGGUGUGGCUGUGUGCCCAGUGUAACGUCGAUUAUGAUAACGUAGAAAUCGAAAUGCGGUUGCUAGAUGUAGUGCAGCGCAAGCUGAUGUCCUACACGCUGCAGGAUCAGCGCUGCAUCAAGUGUAAACAGAUUAAGCGCGAAAAUCUGGCCAAACACUGCCCCUGCACCGGGGCAUACGAGAACCUAAUUUCGGCUGCCGAUUUGCGCCGUCUGCUUCAAACAUUUCAAGCACUUGCUCACGAGUACCGAAUGCCGAUUCUGGAGGAAACUGUCCAGCACGUGCUGCAAACGCAGGCUGCGUGAUACCUGCCGUUGGUCAUUGUGAAGUUCGUUUUUUCUUUUCUUCGUCAAAUAAAUGCUAAAAACAAGCAAAGUAAUGUUUACAAUCUGUUACUGC